AUGGUUCAUGAGACUAUGCACGCGUUUGGGUUUGUAUAUGGCAAUUGGCCCUACUGCGGCCAGGACAUUCCCCCAGAACCGUACUACGUCGACACUUGCAUUGCCGAACUGGGUUCUCAAUGGCAGAGCAUUGUGUUUGGCCCUGACGGCAGUGAAAUCAACCCCGUCGGCCGGCACGUCGGAUGUUCCUAUGGCUUACUCACAACCCGCUGGCCAGGGAUAUCGGGAUCCUCAAAUCACCCCAAAUCCUCCGUCCUCAAGAUCAGUAGGCGCAAGUAUGGCCAUGUUAGAAAUUGGCAGACAUUGUAUGCCGUUCCGAUGGACUGGGUGCGAUCGCUCUUUACCGACGCCUUCUGGGAGGAGAUAAGGAAGAACGGAGCUGCAGGACUUCAGCCGGCACGCAAGCUAGGCGUGAGANNCAAAUUAUUCCAAGAUAAUUGGUCCUCUAGCGAGGCUCGAACGUCCUAUGAGUUUAUAGACCCUCCGAGGAGUGUAUUGAGUGAAGAGGACGAGAUGGACAUCGAAGGCAAGGGUAUUGUGGAUCGACAUGAGAUACCUCGACGCGUCAGUAAAAAGGAGUAUCAUGUAGCUCUUUCGAGAUUUGGUUAUUUCGGUGGCAGCAUGUGCGAAGACCUUUGGACGUUUCUGCGUCUCUUCAUUCCUGCGAGGAACAUUAACCGACUGUCCAUCAUCUAUACAGUGUUCUAUCUAUAUGCCUUUCUAUCUUAG
Molecule: messenger RNA, 729 nt
Organism: Aureobasidium vineae
Lineage: Eukaryota; Fungi; Ascomycota; Dothideomycetes; Dothideales; Saccotheciaceae
Source: the annotation of a GenBank genome assembly